Trypanosoma cruzi is the source of this 521-nucleotide messenger RNA. Its product is annotated as casein kinase 1 isoform 2, putative. The record is from RefSeq and is a predicted model, not a curated record. Gene Ontology annotation, biological process: signal transduction; peptidyl-serine phosphorylation. Gene Ontology annotation, molecular function: protein serine/threonine kinase activity. The transcript has a single exon. Gene Ontology annotation, cellular component: nucleus; cytoplasm. The annotation marks the transcript as partial. Lineage: Eukaryota; Euglenozoa; Kinetoplastea; Trypanosomatida; Trypanosomatidae.
CUGGAAUCAGUAGCGUACCUCUUUUUUAUUUUCUUCGGGGAAGUCUGCCAUGGCAAGGACUGAAAUCUCAACCGAAUGAUUACCGUUAUACGCGUAUUUGCGAUAUGAAAGCGAAGACGUCCUCGGAGACUCUUGCCGAUGGGCACCCCAAAGAGUUUGCAAGACUUUUGGAUUAUGUGCGUGCCUUGAAGUUUGAGGAAACUCCGAAUUACUCGUUUUGCCUGCAGUUGCUGAAUGAUGUGCUUACUUCGCGUGGUGAGACAUAUGACUAUCAGUAUUCGUGGUUGGCGAAGUUAGACCCACGGUGGGCAGAGGAAACGAAUGACGUAGAGUCAAUGGAAGAAGAAUUUCUUGACGUCAACGCGUCAUCCAUGGCGCGGUAUUACCACCGGCCAUCAUCCGCAAAUGCAUCACAGUAUCAAACCAUGACCGACGAGGAAUUUGAUAGGCCUUUUGGACAAAAGGGGGCGGACAAUUCAUGGAGGUUGUGCGAUUUGUACAAUAUAGACCUCUCUUUUUAG